AUGAAAGGGAAUAUUAAAUAUUUUAUUUUAGUUAAAACUACAAUAUUUAUCAUUUUUAAUUUCAUCUACUCUUAUAUUUAUAAUUUGUGUAAUUCUGAUGAAUAUUUAUACGAUAGAAACUGUGAAUGUAUCAUAUUAAAUUCAAGAAAUAAUAGAAUAUUAUCAGAAGAUAAGAAUAAAACAAUCAAGUUGGGAUACAAACAUAAAUUACAUCUAAACAAAAAUGAUUAUUUAAAAAAUAAAAAAUACUCUGCUGAAUCAGAUUGCAGUGGAAGAAGCGUAUCUAAAAAAAAAUAUAAUUCAAAAUUUGCAGCCAAAUCAUUAGUUAAAAAAUGUACGUCUGUUAUAUGUAAACCAUAUACAACAAUAUAUACUUUUUUUGAAAAACUAUUAUAUAGGGUAUUUUGUAUUAUAUAUAAAUAUAGGAAAAGUAGAGAUCCUUCUCAGAAAAAAAGUUUAAAACGUUCUGUAUUUAUAAGUACAGCUUUGAUAUUUGUUCUACCAGUAAUACUUUUUUUAACAGCAUCUGUAAUAUAUAUUUUAGAUCAAUUUUUCUCCCAAACUUGGAAGGAUCUUAUUCCACUUAAUGGAACAGACAAUUUUUUAUAUUAUCUACGUGAAAAUGCAAAGUUCAUUGCAUUAUCAACAUCUAUAUUAAGUGUUUCAAUGGUUAUUUUUAUUCUCGUAAAAUUCUUAAAAUAUGUAAUUGAAGUAAAUAAAAAUGAACUUAAAUCUUAG
Plasmodium malariae is the source of this 738-nucleotide messenger RNA. RefSeq names its product Plasmodium exported protein, unknown function. The record is from RefSeq and is a predicted model, not a curated record. The coding region runs from base 1 to 738 and encodes 245 amino acids. The transcript has 2 exons. Lineage: Eukaryota; Apicomplexa; Aconoidasida; Haemosporida; Plasmodiidae.